AUGGCGGCGGCGGAGGGGGGCCCGGGCAGCGGCGGCGGGGACGGCGAUGUCCCCUCCGACACCCGCCUGCAGGCCUACGCCUGGUGCCGCGAGUUCCUGGCCGGUUCCUGGAAGCUCAUCGGACCGGAGGAGUUCGAUAUCUUGCCGGUCAGCGGGGGUCUCAGUAACCUCCUGUACAAGUGCGCGCUGCCCGAGCGCAUCCCGAGCGUGGGGGACGAGCCCCGGCAGGUGCUGCUGCGCGUCUACGGGGCCAUCCUGCAGGGCGUGGACUCUCUGGUCCUGGAGAGCGUCAUGUUCGCCAUCCUGGCCGAGCGCUCCUUGGGGCCGCGGCUUUUCGGGGUGUUCCCUCAGGGCCGCCUGGAGCAGUACAUCCCGAGCCGGCGGCUGCGCACGGAGGAGCUGCGGGACCCGGCCGUGUCCGGCGAGAUCGCCGCCAAGAUGUCGCGGUUCCACGGGAUGGUGAUGCCCUUCAACAAGGAACCCAAGUGGCUCUUCGGGACCAUGGAGGGGUACCUGGAGCAGAUCUCGGAGCUGUCGUUCCCGGAUCCGGCCCAGCGGGAGCAGCUGGAGCAGCUCCGGAGCCUCAACCUGGAGCAGGAGAUGAGGAGCCUCAGGUGA
Pseudopodoces humilis (Tibetan ground-tit) is the source of this 618-nucleotide messenger RNA. The record is from RefSeq and is a predicted model, not a curated record. Lineage: Eukaryota; Metazoa; Chordata; Aves; Passeriformes; Paridae.